AUGGCAAUUCCUCCACUCCCAAUCGUCUGGCAUAAAGAUGCCCCAAAAGACACCUACGAAAAAGCACGGGUCGGGCGAGUAUUCAAUGCAAGAAGACCAAAUCGCUAUCCCAGAGCAGUGGUUGAAGCAACACAUCCAGCACAUGUCCAUGAAGCUGUCCAGCUCGCCAAUAAACUCGGAUGCAGGGUCUCGGUUAGAUCUGGUGGGCACAGCUGGGCCGCAUGGAGUGUUAGAGAUGAUGCUAUUUUGAUUGACUUGGGGAAUAUGAAGUAUCUAGAAGUGAAUAAAGAAAAAAUGAUUGUUGCUGCAUCGCCGAGUACCACGGGGAUGAUGCUAAACGAUAAGUUGGUACCAGAAGGUUUGUUGUUUUGUGGUGGACAUUGUCCCGAUGUCGGAAUUGGUGGGUUUCUGCUUCAAGGUGGAAUGGGUUGGAAUUGCAAGAAUUGGGGAUGGGCUUGUGAGCAGAUCGCGGGUAUUGAUGUGGUGACUGCCGCCGGGGAGAGCUUACACUGUAACGAGACAGAAAACAGUGACCUGUUCUGGUGCGCACGAGGGGCAGGACCAGGUUUUCCUGCCAUUGUGACCAGGUUUUACCUCAAGAUAUCUCCCACAUCAGACGAUGGCAACGAAAUCGUAGCUGUUGGACUUACGCCUCCGGGGCUCGACCAACCAUGCAUCAUGGCCAACACCGUAACCUUUCAGUCAACACACGAAGCUGCCCUUGUAGCUCUCGAACCUAUAAACAGUACUCGACCCCCGGGAGCUCUUGUCGAAAUAAUUAGCGAGCCAACAAGCAUUAAAGAACAAUACGCCGACCAAGCUGCUGCCAAUCCUUCGAACCAUCGUUAUUGCGCUGAAAAUGCAUAUUUGGCAAAUAACUCAAAUGCGACGGCUGUUUUAGAAAAAGCUUUCACGACAUUACCGCACAAGAAGAGCUUCGCAUUAUGGUUCAGCAUGGCUCCUGGUAGCCGAAGAGUUUUGCCAGACAUGGCACUGAGUAUGCAAUCGGAUCAUUACUUUGCCUUGUACACUAUCUGGGAGAAACCUGAAGACGAUGUGAGAUGUAGAAAUUGGGUUCAUGAUAUUAUGAAGGACGUUGCUCUGUCAAGUGUUGGGGCGUACCUGGGCGACAGUGAUUUUCAGCAGCGGAAAACGAAGUUUUGGAAAGAUGAGAAUGCGGAGAAGCUGAUGAAGUUGAGGAAGAAGUGGGAUCCUAAAGGGGUUGUCAGUGGAUAUCUGGAUGCUGGGGAUGUCAGCGGUGUGAAUGGUUUAGACAACCAGGAGUGGGUGGCCAACUCAUUGUCAUAA
Molecule: messenger RNA, 1308 nt
Organism: Cadophora gregata
Lineage: Eukaryota; Fungi; Ascomycota; Leotiomycetes; Helotiales; Ploettnerulaceae
Exons: 4
Coding region: 1-1308 (435 amino acids)
Molecular function (GO): FAD binding; oxidoreductase activity
Source: RefSeq, a predicted model, not a curated record